Molecule: messenger RNA, 2035 nt
Organism: Musa acuminata subsp. malaccensis (wild Malaysian banana)
Lineage: Eukaryota; Viridiplantae; Streptophyta; Magnoliopsida; Zingiberales; Musaceae
Biological process (GO): L-leucine catabolic process; ketone body biosynthetic process
Molecular function (GO): hydroxymethylglutaryl-CoA lyase activity
Source: RefSeq, a predicted model, not a curated record
UCCCGACUCUGGACCGCCGAAUCGUCGAACCCAUCGCCAAGCGCGGAGGAGCGAACGAAGAGCCUCCCAGAUCAACGGCUCCGAUUAAAGGAACCUCGAGCGGUCUCGGAAGCAGGCCCGAUUCGUCGUCCCGUAGUCGCCAGAGGGGUUCCGUUCAUGUAUGUACGGUCGCGGCCGUGUCUGAAGAGGGCGAGCGAAGCGAAAGCGCUGCUCCGCUGAGUCGAUCGUGCAAUCCUCCCUUUCUCCAAAGCGACCCCUUUUUAUCUCCCCAUCAGUCCCAGUCGAUCGCUUCGUCUCAGAUCGAAGAAUCAAACUUGUUCCUCUUUUUUUGAUUCGACAUGAUUCAAGUUUGAAGUUGAACUCUGCCCAUUCAAUUAGGGUUUGUCUUCACGCGCUGUCCGUCGAUCGCCGCCGACUUCUUUGCGGGUAGCUCACAAUUCUGCUUUUAUUCUGAAGUGCAUCAAGCUGUCAUCCACUGCUCUUGAUAUAAUGCUGACUCAGAACAUUUUCUCUAAGUGUGUGCGGUGGACUAGUUACUUCUCCUUGGCAUUUGCCCCGUUUUCCACUUUGACAUCCAGUUCAAAAGUGUCAAGCGUAGAGGAGCCUUUGGGUUUUGACACCAUGCCAAGAUUAAGUGUUGUAGGCAGACUUCAACAUUGCGCUUCCAGUUCUUCCAGGUCCAGAAUUGAUGAAGCGACAAUGGGCGAGUGCCUAAGUGAAGGAAGAGAAUGCAGCUUAUCUGAACGUUGCAACGAAGAACAUGGUUCGAGAAGACAACCAAGGGAUAUGUUUUCUAGAGACCCAUUAAUCUGGAAAAGUAUUGGUAGGAACCGGAUGAUAUGUAGUGUCUCUGAUCCAUGGCAUCUACAAAAUCAUCGAUAUAAGUCAUCUUGCAAUGACAUGGAAAUAGGUGGUCUAGCGGGCAAGUUCUUCAGAAGUAUGCCAAGAUUUGUGAAGAUUGUAGAAGUUGGGCCUAGAGAUGGUCUACAAAAUGAGAAGCUUACUAUACCUACAACUGUAAAGGUUGAAUUGAUACACAAGUUGGUUUCCUCUGGAUUAUCUGUUAUUGAAGCGACAAGUUUUGUCUCUCCAAAAUGGGUACCUCAGCUAGCAGAUGCAAAGGAUGUCAUGCAAGCAAUUCCUCUAUUAGAUGGUGUCAAAUUUCCUGUGUUAACUCCCAAUCUCAAAGGUUUUGAAGCAGCUAUUGCAGCCGGUGCAAAGGAAGUUGCUGUAUUUGCAUCAGCUUCUGAGUCCUUUUCUAAGUCCAACAUCAAUUGCAGCAUUGAAGAGAGUCUCAAUCGUUAUCGUGAAGUUGUUUCUGCUGCAAAAGAACUUGCAAUUCCUGUUCGUGGGUAUGUGUCCUGUGUUGUGGGUUGUCCUGUAGAAGGAGCAGUGCCUCCAGAACAGGUGGCAUACGUGGCUAAAGAACUCUAUGAGAUGGGCUGUUAUGAGAUUUCACUUGGUGAUACCAUUGGAGUUGGCACUCCAGGCACUGUGAUUCCAAUGCUUGAAGCUGCAAUGUCUCUUAUUCCAAUAGACAAGCUUGCCGUCCAUUUUCAUGAUACCUAUGGCCAGUCACUCUCAAAUAUUUUGGUCGCCCUCCAAAUGGGAAUCAGUGUCAUCGACUCAUCUGUGGCUGGCCUGGGUGGAUGCCCCUACGCAAAGGGAGCUUCUGGGAAUGUUGCUACCGAAGAUGUAGUGUACAUGCUUAAUGGCCUAGGCACAAAAACAAAUGUGGAUUUGGGUAGGCUCAUGGCUGCUGGGGACUACAUUUGCAAACACUUGGGGCGUCAGUCCGGAUCAAAAACUGCCAUUGCAUUGAGCCGAGCUACUGCAUAUGCCUCUAAGUUGUAGCUAUGUUAUGUUAUCCACUGUCGGUUGUCCCUCGUAAGUGGUUUUAGUUGAGAUAAUUGAUCUGUGUUCCUAAAAGAAAUGAAAUAAAUGGUUGUGAACACCGAUGAAAUAAAUGUAAGUUCACAUUGCCAUAAUGGACUUAUAUGCCAGAUCGAAAUGUAAUAAAAAUGUGCGAUACCGA